Auxenochlorella protothecoides is the source of this 672-nucleotide messenger RNA. RefSeq lists its product as hypothetical. Lineage: Eukaryota; Viridiplantae; Chlorophyta; Trebouxiophyceae; Chlorellales; Chlorellaceae. Bases 1 to 672 code for a protein of 223 amino acids. The transcript has 5 exons. The record is from RefSeq and is a predicted model, not a curated record.
AUGUCGUCCACGGCGGUCGCGGCUUUCAGCCUGAAGAACUUCAACAAUAACGGCAUCCCCUCCACCAGCGACGUCGGGAUUGCAGCAUCACUGAGGAAGAAGGUGGAUGACGCCACCUUCACCUUUUCCUUCACGGAUUCUUCGCUGAAGGAGCCCAAGCUGGGGAAGGGGGUCGUCCUGGCCGUGGAGAAGCCCCUGGCAGAUGGCUUGAAGGCCAGCCUGGCACAUGACUUUGGCGCCAGCAACAGCGUGGCCUCCCUCACCCUGAACCGGUUGGUGAACGGCUCGGAUGUGCAGGUGAAGGCCAUCUACAAGCGGGCUGGGGAUGUGUUCAUCAUGGAGGAGCAGUGGAAGGUGGACAAGAACACACGCAUCAAUGGCAGCUACAACUUUGCGUCCGAGGAGGCGGCAGCCUCCGUGACCCACACCAACGGUCCGUGGACCGCCUCCGCUGCCUACAACUUUGCGCGCGCCGCACCGCUGCUCAGCAUCAGCCGGAAGGCGGGUGCUGACACGGUGGGCGCCACCUAUGCGGUCAACGAGGACGUCGGGACGGUGCACUGGAGCCGCAAACCAGUCAGGGCCACCCUGAGGGCAGCCAAUGUGACGGGCAAGCCGGCAUGGAGCAGCCUGUCUGCCAGCAUUGUCGCCACGCACGAAUUCGACUUGUGA